GCAGGCUGUCUGUAUCAGGGCCAGGAGUACCCGGACGGCUAUGAGUUUGCGGAGGAGAAGGACCCCUGCAGCGUGUGCAGCUGCUACGCGGGGGAGGUCGUCUGCUCGCGGCUGCCGUGCGACGACCACUGCAGACACCCCCACACCCCCGCCGGCCAGUGCUGCGGGGAGUGCGACCGCUGUUCCUACAACAACCUGGUCCUCAUCAAUGGCCAGACCCUCCCCGACCAUAGCAAUCCCUGCUCAGAGUGUACCUGUCAGAGGGGCUCCGUGGUGUGUGUGAAGAGGCAGUGCUCCCCGGCCCUCUGCCCCAUCCCGUCCCAACCCUGUGGCUGCCCCGCCUGUGAAGGUUGUCUGUACCAAGGUGUAAGCUACCUGGAUGGACAGGUUGUGUCUGGAGGCACAGGAGGCUGUCAAGACUGCACAUGCUCAAGGGGUGCGGUGGCGUGCGUUGCGCGGCGGUGCCCGGCCGCGCCGUGCGCCCACCCGGCCCUGGACGGCUGCUCCUGCCCGGUGUGCGGCGGCUGCCGGUUCACCGGGAGGGUCUGCCACAACGGGGAGCGCUUCCCCCACCCCGCCGACCGCUGCCAGCGCUGCUCCUGCCUGAACGGCGAGGUCCUGUGUGUGGCCGCCCCCUGUCCCGCUGUGCCCUGCGGCCGCCCGGUGACCCCCCCGGGGGGGUGCUGUCCCGUCUGCGCGGGGAGCUGCCGCCACGAGGGGGGGGACCACCCGUCGGGCUCCAGCUUCACCCCGUCCCGGGACCCCUGCUCCUCCUGCACCUGCCUGAACGCGCUGGUGUCCUGUCAGAGGAGGCCCUGUCCUCUUCAGUGUUCCCACCCCGUCCCGUCGGAGAGCUGCUGUCCCGCGUGCGACUCCUGCCUCUACCAGGGCGGCGUGCACGCCCACGGGCACACCUUCGGCUCCUCCUCCGACCCCUGCCAGCGCUGCACGUGCGUCCAGGGAACGGUGACGUGCGUGCGCGCGCUCUGCCCGCCGGCCCCCUGCCCCCGACCCGUGACCCCGCCUGGACAGUGCUGCCCCCGGUGCCCAGUGUGUAUGCUGGAUGGACGGGAGUACCAGAACGGACAGCAGUGGACCCUCCAGUCUGACCCCUGCUCCAGGUGCACGUGCCAGGAAGGAGAAGUGCGCUGUGUGUCCCAAGAGUGUCCCAAGCUGCCCUGCAUGCACCAGGUCCAGGACCCAGGGACCUGCUGUCCACGCUGCAGAGGGUGCAUGUACGACGGACGGGAGCACGCAGAGGCCAGCAGCUGGUUCGCUGACUCCGCCUCCUGUAUGAACUGCAUGUGUGUGGGCGGAGUCACCACCUGCUCCCAGAUCCGCUGCAUCUCGCCGUGCGUCAACACCAUCCGGGUGGCCGGCGAGUGCUGCCCCCUGUGCGCCGACUGUCUGUUCGAGGGCAGAGUCUACAGUCCCAGCGACAGUUUCCAUCCUGCGGACGACCCCUGCCAGAUCUGCACCUGUGAGGUGAUGCCAGACGGCGAGCAGCACCUGCGCUGUUACCGUAAGCAGUGCCCCAGUCUGGUGGACUGUCCCGUCAACAACAUCCUGUUCUCUGGACCCGAAUCCUGCUGCCCUGUCUGUGCACAACCGCUCAGUAACUGCACUGCCACCCUGAUCGGUAAUGAAGUCCUGGCUACCGAUGACCCAUGUUUUACCUGUCAAUGCAAGGACCUAACGUGGACGUGUCUCCACCGGAACUGCCCCCCCCUCACCUGCCCCGUCAGUGAGCAGCUCUCCCUGCCCGACUCCUGCUGCCCGGUGUGCGAGGAGUGUGUGAUCGAGGGCCAGGACGCCCGCGUGCCCAGCGGCAGCAGCUGGACCGACAGCGAUGACGACUGCGUCACCUGCACCUGUAACCUCGGACACAUUGAAUGCAGCAUUGAAGAGUGUUUACAUCUGGUGUGUCAGGGAGAACAGAUACCCAUGAAGACGCCCGGGAAGUGUUGUUAUGAAUGCCAAGCCUCGGGGGUGUCGUGCACGUACCAGGGUGCGCUCUACCAGCCCGGGGAGCAGUGGGCGGUGGACGAGUGCACCGGCUGCACGUGCGUGGCCGGAGACGUGCACUGUGGCACCGAGCGCUGCCCCCCCCUCGCCUGCUCUGCAACGGAGAUGCCCGCGGCGGUCCCCGGGGUGUGCUGCCCCCACUGCCUGCCGCGCCCGGCGACCUGCAUCGCCUUCGGGGACCCCCACUACCGCACCUUCGACGGGCGCAUGCUGCACUUCCAGGGCGCGUGCACCUAUGUCCUGGCUCAGGACUGUCAGGGCGGCGACUUCAGAAUCCACGCCACCAACGACGACCGCGGGCGCAAAGGAGUCUCCUGGACCAAGGAGGUCACCGUGUUCAUCGGAGACCUCUCAGUGCAGCUUCUCCAGGACUGGGUCGUCAAGGUGAAUGGCCUAGUGGUGGCUCUUCCCUACCUGAGAGAACCUUACGUCUACGUGGAGCGUCAGACCAACACCAUCCUGCUCAACACCAACAUUGGGAUAAAGGUGCUGUGGAGCGGGCGGUCCCACCUGGAGGUGAGUGUCCCGGGCUCCUACAGGAAGCAGACCUGCGGCCUGUGCGGCGACUUCAACGACUACCCCCAGGACGACCUGCGCAUGCCCGACGGACGCAUCAGCCUAUCAGAGGCCAGCUUCGGGAACAGCUGGCAGGUGACGAACCACAGCCACGCCCUCACCUCCUGCCGCCCCGGCGAGGACGUGGACCCCUGCCGGGAGGCGGGCUACCAGGCCCGCAAGGGCGCCAACGGGCGCUGCAGGGUCCUGAAGUCGGCGGUGUUCAAGCCCUGCCACCGGGUGGUGCCCCCGGAGGCCUGGCAUGGCGCCUGCGUGUACGACCUGUGCGCGUGCGGCGCCAACACCGACGAGUGUCUGUGCGACGCGCUGGAGGCGUACGCGGGCCAGUGCCGCGAGGCGGGGGUGGUGCUGGACUGGAGGAGCCCCGCGCUGUGCGCGGUGGGCUGCCCGGCGGAGAGGGGCUUUGUGUUCGACGAGUGCGGCCCCCCGUGCCCGGUGACCUGCCUCAACGCCGACGUGCCGCUGGGGGUCAUCGAGAGCCACUGCUUCAAGCCCUGCGUCCCGGGGUGCCAGUGUCCCGCCGGGCUGGUGCUGCACAGCAGCCACUGCGUCGCCCCGGACAAGUGCCCCAAGAUCAUCCACGGCAACGCCGCCCGGCCCCCCGGCGCCCUGUGACCCCGCCGGGCCCCCGCGGCGCUCGCCACAGCCCCCCGGCGCCCUGUGACCCCGCCGGGCCCCCGCGGCGCUCGCCACCGCCCCCCGGCUGGGUUUGGAUGGGUCCAGCGGCACCUUGUACAGUGGACUGAACCAAACCAAACUGCAAGAGAUGCUCACUUAUCACCGCGCUAUAUCCCGUGAUGCACUGCCCAGUUUCACCGCCGUCGUGUUCUUCUCACAGAGAUGGUCCGCGACAGACGGCGUCACGGCGGUACGUGGUCAGUGUCUCGAUUCCCCGUAUUACCUGCCCUACUUGUACUCUAGUAAGAGAUCGAGGGAGCAGUGAGCCCAUCCAAGUACAGCCUCCAACUGCACUGGGAGAUACUUCUCAACUUUUCUAUUCUAUACAGACACAUUAUUAAUCGCUGUAUAAUAUAUAUAUAUAUACAUAUAUAUAUAUAUAUAUAUAUAUAUAUAUAUAUAUGUAUAUCUCUGCCUAACACACCUCACACCUGACCCCUUAAGGACUGCAGCCUUCCAUUGGGUUCCAGAGGCAUAAUGUCUAAAACCAAAGAACCACUGUAUUAUGGACCUCUGAACUAGGAUUACAUUCUCCGGGGGAGAAUAUUUUAUCAUAUUUUAUCCAUGCCGUUAUUCAUCGUCUGUGAUUAUCUUCGAUCAUAAUUAUUUAUGACCGGCUCUUUUGUGAUUUUUAACUUUUCUUUACUAAGUGUUGGGACACAAUGUUAAUUUGUAUUUUAUUUUACUUUUUUUGUUUUUAUACUACUUUAUACUACUUCAAGAGGAAACUAGGCUCAUGGGUUGUGAAUAUCAUAACACCAAGGCGAGGCGCAUUUACGGAUUUGUUUCCCAAUCAUAUUACACUUUUAAUAUCCUAAAAAUCAGGAGAGACUUCAUCACGGUACAAGAGCUGUGAGGUGAGUAACUGAAAGAACUACAAAAUAAUAACUAACUACAUUUCUGCUGAAAGUGAAAAACACUGUAUAAGUGGCUUUUGCGCUAGUUACUGCUUCGAAUUGGAGCCUGCAGGGGGGGCUAAAGCUCCUUUGCAGAAGCCUGAUCACGGUGUUUAUGAUGGGGAACAUGAGAAAAAUGGACAGAUGGAAGAAAUGUAAUAUCCGUCGUAUGUUGAACAAGGAAGCUGCAUACGAAUUAAGAGAAUAAUUAUUUAACCUAUCUUUAACUGAGUUAAGUAUUGUUUUAUUUGCUCCACUCACUGGACAUCCUUUUUAAUGUUUAAUUUUGUUUUAAAACAUGUAGUAGAAUAUAAGCAAACAUGCAUUCAAAUGCCAAAUGUCGCACUGAGCAGAGACUAUAUGUAUAUCUCACAUUUUCAACCUCAAUCACAUCCCCUCCAAUUGUGGUGGUAGCUCAUCGAUUGUUUAUGUGAACACUGAGAACCGAUACUGUACACUAUGCAACAUAACACGGUGAUACUGCUUAUUGCUGUUGAAUCGUAUAAAUAUUAAAAGCUAAAUAUCAUUGUGGAAUAA
Molecule: messenger RNA, 4712 nt
Organism: Gadus macrocephalus (Pacific cod)
Lineage: Eukaryota; Metazoa; Chordata; Actinopteri; Gadiformes; Gadidae
Gene: kcp
Product: kielin cysteine rich BMP regulator
Molecular function (GO): protein binding
Source: RefSeq, a predicted model, not a curated record